AUGGAACAGGUUCAUUUGCAAAUAUUAGAAGCCACUCCACCAGAGGCAACUUGGCGUUUAUUGGGUUUUCCGAUUAGUGAAAUGACUCCAUCUGUUUACCAUCUUCAGCUACAUCUUGAUGGACAACAAUUUGUCUAUUUUAAAAGCACACAGACGAUAAAUUCAAUUGUAAAUAACCCGAUGAUCAGAAAAACCAUGUUGACAGAGUUCUUUGUGAUGAACAGAGAAAAUAAGGAUGCAUUGCUCUACAAGGAAUUUAAACAUAUAGAAUGUGGACACGUCGAAAACAAGAGAAAAGCAUAUGAUAUAAUCCUUGAUAGAAUAUUUAAGAAUAAGUGUGGAGCUUUUUUUAUUGAUGGUCCUGGAGGAACUGGUAAAAUAUUUUUGUAUCGCGCAUUAUUGGCUACUGUACGAUCAAAAGGAUUCGUAGCUCUAGCAACAGCAACAUCUGGUGUCAUAGCUUCAAUUCUUCCAGGAGGAAAAACUGCUCACCCCCGUUUUAAAUUUCCUAUUGAUAUUGAUAAACAUUUCUCCUGUAAUAUCAGUAAGCAAAGUUCACUUGCAUCAUUGAUACGAGAUGCCAAACUAAUCAUGUGGGACGAAGUAUCUAUGGCCAAAAAACAGCUGAUAGAAGCUUUUGAUUUACUACUGAAAGAUCUAAUGGAUACAAAGACACUCUUUGGUGCAAAAGUUGUCGUCUUUGGUGGUGAUUUUAGACAAACUCUUCCUGUUGUUAGAAGUGGAAAAAAAGAAGAUUUCAUACAAGAAAGUUUAUUAUGUUCUGAAAUUUGGAACCAACUUGAAAAGUUGCGAUUAUCAGUAAACAUGCGAGCAAGAAUAGAUCCUGCUUUCUGUGACUAUUUGAUGCGAAUAGGGAGCGGAAAAGAAAAACUAAACUUUCAAGGUAAGAUUGAAAUUCCUGAUUGUUUCAUUAUUCCUUUUAUAAGUGAAAAAGAAUCAUUGAAUCUGUUAUUUAGAAUUACCUAUCCGGAUUUGUAUACAUCUACUUGUGAUAUGUCUUCGACAAAUUCUCGUGUGUUAUUACAUCAGAUGCAGGCUAUGCUACAAGCUGAAACAGUUGAAAAAGCGAAAGUUGCAACACCAGAAGUUGAGAGGAAGAAGUUGCAGUUGCCAUGGAGAAGAUGGAAUCUCAGUCAUUGA
Messenger RNA from Nicotiana attenuata, 1161 nucleotides. RefSeq lists its product as uncharacterized. NCBI's taxonomy places the organism in Eukaryota, Viridiplantae, Streptophyta, Magnoliopsida, Solanales, Solanaceae. The record is from RefSeq and is a predicted model, not a curated record. Gene Ontology annotation, biological process: telomere maintenance; DNA repair. Gene Ontology annotation, molecular function: DNA helicase activity. The coding region runs from base 1 to 1161 and encodes 386 amino acids. The transcript is spliced from 3 exons.